AUGGAGAAGUUGUUGAAUGCUUGGAACAAAUCUCUAUCAGAUUAUCCACCUAUGCCAAUACCAGAUGAAAACAAUGAUUGGUUUUUUGGUAACAGGUUGUUGUUCGAGGAGAUGUCAUAUGAUAGGGAAGCUCUAAUGCAUCAACAUAAUUCGUUGCAUCCGAAAAUAACUGACGAACAGUUACUCAUCUACAAUAAGGUGAUGGCAGAUGUUGAAACGGAGAAAGGUGGAAUGUAUUUCGUUUAUGGUUAUGGUGGAACAGGAAAAACCUUUUUGUGGAAGACAAUUUCAGCAGCUUUAUGGUCCAAAGGUGAAGUCGUUCUAAAUGUAGCAUCAAGCGGUAUAGCUUCAUUGCUGCUACCUGGUGGGAGGACUGCACACUCCAGGUUUGCUAUACCAAUUGCUGUUACUGAAGAUUCCACUUGCAACAUUAAGCAACGCAGUCCACUUGCUGAAUUGAUAAUCAAAUCCAAACUAAUAAUUUGGGAUGAAGCUCCGAUGAUGCACAAACAUUGUUUUGAAGCAUUGGACCGAACAAUGAGAGAUUUAAUGCGUUUCAAAAAUUCUAAGAGCUCAACAAUGACAUUUGGAGGGAAAAACAGUGUUCUUCGUUUAACGAAGAAUUUAAGAUUGCGAGGUGUUAGUAAUGAAGACGGUGUUGAGAAGUUAGAUAGUUUUGCCAAGUGGAUUGCAGAUUUAGGUGAUGGUAAACUUGGUGAAGACAAUGGUGUUGAUUGCAAUAUAAUGAUACCGUCUUCAAUUGUAUUAGAAAAUGAGGUUGAUCCUAUUAGACAAAUUGUUGAAAGCACAUUCCCUGAAUACUGUUCUGGGAACAUGGAUGAAAGACAGCUAGAGAAUAGAGCUAUUCUAGCUCCAACAUUAGAUGUUGUUGACGAGGUCAAUGAAUACAUGAAUGGUAUUAAUCAAGCUGCAUCCAUGACAUACUUGAGUUGUGAUUCUGUUUGCAAGGCGGAGACAAACUUUGAUAUGCAAUCUCAGAUCACUCAUUGGGAUUGUGCAAUGGUACAAGGUUAA
This is a messenger RNA of Ipomoea nil (Japanese morning glory), 1035 nucleotides long. RefSeq lists its product as uncharacterized. Gene Ontology annotation, molecular function: DNA helicase activity. The record is from RefSeq and is a predicted model, not a curated record. The transcript has 3 exons. Lineage: Eukaryota; Viridiplantae; Streptophyta; Magnoliopsida; Solanales; Convolvulaceae. Bases 1 to 1035 code for a protein of 344 amino acids. Gene Ontology annotation, biological process: telomere maintenance; DNA repair.